Messenger RNA from Mollisia scopiformis, 753 nucleotides. RefSeq lists its product as uncharacterized. The coding region runs from base 1 to 753 and encodes 250 amino acids. The transcript is spliced from 2 exons. Lineage: Eukaryota; Fungi; Ascomycota; Leotiomycetes; Helotiales; Mollisiaceae. The record is from RefSeq and is a predicted model, not a curated record.
AUGAGGAUAUCCAUCACCAUCGUUUUCGCCCUUCUCUUGUCCCUCACAGUGGCAUUACCCCAGCUGUCCGAAAUCAAGACUGGUGCCCGGAUCGCUCAAAGAUCUACCAGUAGCGCUUCCGACAAUCCCAGCACAUCCACAACGACAAGCUUGCUUUACCACACAAGACCACAAGUAAAGCAACCCUUCGAUGACACGACCCCGGUCGUCACAGUUCGAUUCACCAGAACAGUCACAGACACGAUCCCUAGCGAGUAUACCGUUCACGUCACCAAGACUUUUACGACUACUAUCUGGGAAACUGCUGAUUCCGUCUCUACUACUACAAUUCAAAUCCAAUAUGGUAGUUCACCUUCCUGGGGAGGUGUUAUCUUUGGGAAUAGCAGUUCUACUCGAAUCCAAUAUGAAGGCUCUUCCUCAUCUCUUGCGAGUCUUCUUUCCGAAGGCAGCAACACCACUCAGCAAGACGUUAUCAGCAGUCCCGAAACAGUGACGAGCACGAGUAGUUGCCCGUCGAUAACUAGCUCGGAUUCUACAUUACGGAGCACGACUAAUGAAGUCAUCAUGAGCACUCAAAGCCCCGCUGUCGUGAUGAGCUCGAGCACAAGCUCAUCGAUUAGUACCAGUUCUAUCCCUGAGACCGCGAAAACUAGCCCCUCAAUUGCCAGCCACGUCCAAAACAAUAUGGGUCAGACCUUGAGCGUCAAUGUUGGCUAUCCUCCAGUCGUCACUCCGUUUCUGCCUCCAGCUUGA